This is a messenger RNA of Daphnia carinata, 1090 nucleotides long. It is a transcript of the gene cyp33, whose product is annotated as peptidyl-prolyl cis-trans isomerase E-like. Gene Ontology annotation, biological process: protein folding; protein peptidyl-prolyl isomerization. The coding region runs from base 107 to 1048 and encodes 313 amino acids. Lineage: Eukaryota; Metazoa; Arthropoda; Branchiopoda; Diplostraca; Daphniidae. The transcript has 5 exons. Gene Ontology annotation, cellular component: intracellular membrane-bounded organelle. The record is from RefSeq and is a predicted model, not a curated record. Gene Ontology annotation, molecular function: RNA binding; peptidyl-prolyl cis-trans isomerase activity.
UGAAUCGAAAAUUGACGCAAGUUGUUACUCUGCCGUCAUAUACACUAGUCCAGUUGUAUUAUUACGAGUUCACGUGCUUUCACUUCAAUUAUUUUGGUGUUUAAAAAUGACAGCUAACAAUGCAAAACGAAAUAUUUAUGUUGGGGGUCUACCAGAUGAAGCUGAUGAAUCUGUAGUAAGGGCUGCAUUCAUACCUUUUGGUGAAAUUGUCAAUAUUGAAAUACCUCCUGAUUAUGAAAAUCAUGAAAAACAUAGAGGUUUCUCUUUUAUCGAAUAUGAACUUGCUGAGGAUGCUGCAGCAGCUAUAGACAACAUGAAUGAUUCUGAACUAUUUGGGAAAACAAUAACAGUCAAUAUUGCCAGACCUAGGAAAAUUAAAGAAGGAUAUUCUAGGCCAGUGUGGUCUGAAGAUUCUUGGUUACAAAAGUAUGCAGGGAAAACAGAAGAAAACAAAAGUACAUUGGAAGAAAACAAUAAAGAAACUACCAGCGACACAGCCUCAGUUGCUGAUGGAGAAAAUAAACAAGAGGUUCAGAAGAAGCCUCGUGGCAACCCCCAAGUUUAUAUGGACCUGAAGGCGGGAAAAACAAACUUGGGCAGAAUUAUUAUUUUGUUAAGAGCAGAUGUUGCUCCUAAAACAGUUGAAAACUUUCAGGCUCUCUGCACUCAUGAAAAAGGUUAUGGAUUCAUGAACUCAAGCUUUCACCGUGUUAUUCCAGGAUUUAUGGCCCAAGGUGGUGAUUUUACGAAUGGUGAUGGCACAGGAGGCCGCUCGAUUUUCGGUGGCAAUGGGAAAUUUGAAGACGAAAAUUUUGUACUCAAACAUACCGGUCCAGGUGUACUAUCAAUGGCAAAUUCAGGACCGAAUUCAAAUGGAUCACAGUUUUUUUUAACGUUUGACAAAGCUGAAUGGUUGGAUAACAAGCACGUUGUGUUUGGUCAGCUACUUGCUGGUCUAGAUGUUUUGCGUAAGAUGGAGAAAUAUGGUACGAAGUCCGGAAAACCAACUGAUAAAAUCAUAAUUUCUGCUUGUGGUGAACUGUUAUAAUGUGGAAUCAAAUACACUUUUUUUAGGAAGAUUUUUUUUUUA